Molecule: messenger RNA, 682 nt
Organism: Ceutorhynchus assimilis (cabbage seed weevil)
Lineage: Eukaryota; Metazoa; Arthropoda; Insecta; Coleoptera; Curculionidae
Source: the annotation of a GenBank genome assembly
UUCCGAACUCAAUCCAUGCUCAAUCCGAACUUACCUCUUAAAAGUUGGCAACGGUGCAGGGAAAACACCCCACCCACCGCCCACUAGUUAAAUGAGAGUGGUCAGCUGACUUUUAAGUUUUUGUCAGGUCAGGUGACAACAAAGUUUCGUCAAACUUACAAAAAUAAUCAAAUUUAUCUAGUAGUAAAAAUGGCUCUUCACAGUGCAAUUAAAGGCAAAUUAAUAUCCGUAAUUGGAGAUGAGGAUACUUGUGUAGGAUUUUUACUUGGAGGUGUAGGUGAAAUCAACAAGAACAGGCACCCCAAUUUCAUGGUAGUGGACAAAAACACUGCCGUAAGUGAAAUUGAAGACUGCUUCAAGCGUUUCCUGAAAAGAGACGACAUCGACAUUAUCCUGAUCAACCAAAACGUCGCUGAAAUCAUCAGACAUGUUGUCGACAGCCACAACAGCCCACUUCCAGCUAUUUUGGAAAUUCCAUCCAAGGAUCAUCCUUAUGAUUCUUCAAAGGAUUCUAUUUUGAGAAGGGCCAAGGGCAUGUUCAAUCCAGAAGACCUGAUGUAAAUCCACCCUCCAAGUGUGUUGUAUGUAUUUGGUAUAGUUUGUAUAUAGAUAACAUUCCUAAAAUGUAUGAAAUAAUUGUGAAUGUGGACACAAUGAUGUAUAACUAAUAAAGUAUUAAUAA